CCAAGCGCAAGGUGUUGCAUUUGCCAAGUGCUCGGGAACAGGAGCUCAGUGGACAAGGAAAUCAUUACAAUAAAUUGCAAACAGUUGACGCCUGCCAUGCACUUGAUAAUACUGCAAGCCGUUUUUCUUGUGAUCUGCUGGUCUCAAGUGGUCAACAGUCAUGUUUUUGGCUACUCGGAGCCCAACCAGAGGCGUUGGGCGCGUCAUCAUGGACACUGUGCCGGCAAGACACAGUCACCCAUUGCCAUCACCUCCAGUCAUACAAUACCCGUGCAUAUGCCGGCUGUGGACAUGAUUGGGUACCACAAUCUGCUGCCCUAUCCGCUGAAAAUGAUUAACAAUGGUCACACUGUCUCCAUUGGCAUACCCAAGCUGAAUGAGAGUGAGGACCAGUAUGAAUUCCUGCCCUACGUACGGGGCGCCAAGCUGCCCGGUGAGUUCGAGGUGGAGGGCCUGCAUUUCCAUUGGGGUGAUAAGAACAAUCGUGGCUCGGAGCAUGUCAUCAACGAUAUACGCUACACCAUGGAAAUGCAUAUUGUGCAUCGCAACAAGAAAUACGCGACGCUGGGCGAGGCCCUCAAUCAUCCGGAUGGUGCGGCGGUGCUGGGUUUCUUUUUCAACCUGGAUGAGGACGAGGGCCAGGGCUUGGUAACCAUCAAUCGUCACCUGCAUCUGAUCGCCGAUGCCAAUCAGGAGGCAUCGCUUAAUGUCACCUUCUCGCUAUCCUCGCUAAUAUCCAAUGUCGACGUGGACAAGUUCUACACAUACAAAGGUUCGCUAACCACGCCGCCCUGCUCCGAGGCUGUAACCUGGAUACUGUUUCCCGAUCCCAUACCCAUUUCGCCCAAGCAGAUCUCACGCUUCCGCCAGCUGUCGGAUACCCAAGAUGGCGCCUUGGUGGACAACUUUCGCACCCUGCAGCCGGUGGGCAAUCGUCGCAUAUUCGCGCGCACUGGACACGUGCGGCAUACAUCGAUUGCGGCUCUGAAGCACGAGGGCGAUUAUCUCAAAUAUGAUUGGUUCUAUUGAGCAGCUAACAGGAUGCGGCCCCAGACCGUAGUGCUCUGUGCCAUGAACAUAUAUAUGUAUAUGUAUAUAGAUUAAUUUAAACUAAGUUUUUGCAUUUAAUAUUUAACUGUAAGCUAACAACU
This is a messenger RNA of Drosophila novamexicana, 1151 nucleotides long. It is a transcript of the gene CAH9, whose product is annotated as carbonic anhydrase 2. Bases 97 to 1029 code for a protein of 310 amino acids. The transcript has 7 exons. The record is from RefSeq and is a predicted model, not a curated record. Lineage: Eukaryota; Metazoa; Arthropoda; Insecta; Diptera; Drosophilidae. Gene Ontology annotation, molecular function: zinc ion binding; carbonate dehydratase activity. Gene Ontology annotation, cellular component: cytoplasm.